This is a messenger RNA of Talaromyces proteolyticus, 823 nucleotides long. RefSeq names its product putative disease resistance protein Aig2. NCBI's taxonomy places the organism in Eukaryota, Fungi, Ascomycota, Eurotiomycetes, Eurotiales, Trichocomaceae. Bases 181 to 735 code for a protein of 184 amino acids. The transcript is spliced from 2 exons. The record is from RefSeq and is a predicted model, not a curated record.
UUUGCUUUCUGGCUUCGCAGGACAAGCAGUCUUAGCUUGUAAGCUUGCAUGAUAGUAUAGUUCUAUUACUUUAUUGGGCGUACUUGUUCAAGGUAGAUAGUGUACUGACUUUCUAUGUCUUGAAUUUAUCCAAUCCACUCAGGGAGUCUGAUCCAGAUAAGACGGAGCUCCCGCCUCAACAUGGGAGAUUACACCUUCUUCUUCUACGGCACAUUAAUGGCGCCCGCUAUUCUUCACCGCAUAAUCCACGGCUCCUCAACACCCGAAGUGUGGCAGAAAUCCCUUAUUAUCAGUCGCCCAGCACUUCUCCCUGGUUACCGGCGAUACCGCGUGCACAACGCCGACUACCCAGCCCUAACGCCUUCUGACUCGGCGGACUCGCCUCCGGUACUGGGUACUAUUGUUACUGGUAUUACAGAAGGCGACAUCUACCGCCUCGACCGGUUCGAAGGAUCCGAAUACGAGAAGUGUUCUGUGCGAGUCAAGGUCCUAAGGGGGGCAGCCCAGACCAAGUGCGGCGAAGAAGGGGAUGGGAGUUUGCAGCACGCGCUGGAGAAGACUGCCAAUGCGGGGUGUGAUGAGAGUGCCUUUAGGGAGAUGGAGGAAGUCGAGGCUAUGACGUACGUGUGGAAGGAUGGCAAGGAGAGGCUGGAUGUGGACCAGGAGUGGGAUUAUGAGCAUUUCAAAAAGGAGAAAAUGCAGUGGUGGGUUGAGGCAGAUGAGAGUGAGUUGUAGUUGUAUAUUUUCCUGCUGGUAUAUCCAAUGUUUGAGUGGUGUAGGAUUUGCUUUGAAUAGAUGAUUAAUUGAAGAGAUGUUUGGUAUA